This is a messenger RNA of Formica exsecta, 5554 nucleotides long. It is a transcript of the gene ftz-f1, whose product is annotated as nuclear hormone receptor FTZ-F1. The transcript has 5 exons. Gene Ontology annotation, cellular component: RNA polymerase II transcription regulator complex. Gene Ontology annotation, molecular function: RNA polymerase II cis-regulatory region sequence-specific DNA binding; zinc ion binding; nuclear receptor activity. The record is from RefSeq and is a predicted model, not a curated record. Gene Ontology annotation, biological process: hormone-mediated signaling pathway; regulation of transcription by RNA polymerase II; tissue development. Bases 2134 to 4503 code for a protein of 789 amino acids. Lineage: Eukaryota; Metazoa; Arthropoda; Insecta; Hymenoptera; Formicidae.
CUUCCCUUCCUCCCCCCUCUCCCACCGGUAUCUUCGACCGCGGCAAUACCAGCGGCAAUCCGUCCGCCUGCUCUCUGCCGCGACCGCGUGCUACUCGACCCUCCCUCCCUCUCACUCGUGCAGACCUCUCAGGCGGCACCCUCCACUCCGCGUCGGGUACCUGGCCGCGCGCGGUGGCAUGCGCUGCUGAAUCACUUUCACUUAUGCCGUGCGCUGUGUUGGUUAUACUCGGUGCGCGCGAUCUCUCUCUCUUUCUCUCUCUUCCCCCUCAGUCUUUAUCUCUCUCUCUUUCUCGCCUCUCGUUGCCCGUCGGUAAAGGGACACGCGCGCCUUCUCUCUAUACCCACCGAAACGCCGAAGGAGCCUGACAGUAGUGCGCGCCUCGGCACCGUUCUCUCCGUGCACGGUUUCGCCCAAUUUUCCAGUCCACCGUCGUCGUCACGAACGUCGUCGUGGCAUCGUCGCGCGUCAUAGUCGUAAAACGUGUUGUCGCGCGCGAAACGAGCGUCGCUCCGGUUUUUUUUUUCACCUUUUGAAAACGCGCCCGCUAGCAGCAACGUGCGAUCGCGUCUCGCGUUAUCUCGGGACGGGAGUGCGCGACGUGUGAACAGAGAAGCCAACAGCAGCAUCAUCGUCGUCGCGUUUACAACGACAAUUCGUUAUACACCCUGGGACGCAAUCGUGGGUCGUCAUCGCGUCGUCGUCAACGACGUUGUUACCGCCGCACGCUCGCGGUGAUACGUCACGUAUGCCGUGUCCCGUAAAGGCGGCCUCCCCGGCAGUCUCUACCUAUCUACCUACCUACCUACCUACCUACCUACCUACCAACCUACCUACCUACCUACCUACCUACCUACCUACCUAUCUACCUACCUACCUACCUAUCUACCUACUCCAUGUACCGACCAUAGGGUGACGGAGGAGGGGAGAGCGGGCCCUUCGGGAAGGCAACGAGUCGAGAAGACGACUAGUCGUACGCAGAUACGCCAACUGUCAAGUCGUGCGGUCUCGGGCUCCGAUUUGUCGUCAUCGUGCGCGCAUCCAUCUCGCUCGUUUAUUCGUCAACUCACUCUCGUUUGUGUUGUGCCGGUACAAUAGUUAAUUGAAUUCAUAGUGUAUUCUCGCGCGCGACACGUUAGUUCUAGUGUGCUUUUGUAUACAAUCGCUAUCGAACGUAACGCGUCACAUUGUUGACAAUCGUUGACAUCGUACAGAUUGUCAUCAUUUUGCCAUCGUUUUCGCGUGUGUGUCCGUCUAUCUGUCCCGAGGUGCACGCCGGUAAUCGCGUUUCUCUCGUUCGUGGUGCGUGGACGGACGUAUUACUGUAAAACACGAUCUCAUCUACAUUGUGCACGGCGAUAAGGUUGGAUUACAGUGCGAAACGAGAGGAGACGGCACCUUGGUGUGUUGUUUACUGCUUUGUUCCGACAGUGUGUCGAAUGUUCUUCGCGCGCGAGCAUCGACAAUUAUAUUAUGAUCAUGUCUCGGACGUAGCCCCGUCAAGUCUUAGCGACGAGAUUCGUAUACGCAUACGUUUGGUGGUGUACGAUGAUUUUUCUCGAUAAAUCUGUGUAAUUCGUGAGAGAGAAAGAAAUAGAGAGAGGGUGACUCUAGUGAUCGAUAAAUAUUUUUCGUGCCACCGGGAAACCCCGAGUCCGAGAGAGUGUGUGUUUUUCUCUUCCCGUGCGCGCGGGAUAGCUGCUCCCACUUUAUCCCUUUGUGCCGAUUUGUUGUCAUCGACAUCGUCGUUAUCGUCGUCGUCGUCAUCAUCAUUGUCAUUGAUGGCGACGUCAACGGGUGCACCAGGUCGCGUUUCGAGAACGUUAAACGAUUGACGCGCUGUCAUCAAUCCUCUCGCCGGAGAUCUCGCUCGUGCGAUCGACGUCUCGCUAACGUGACGAACCCAACGGGGAAUAAGGGAUACGUCGAUGUAAUUUAUUAAUACUCCGGAAAUUGACGCGCGCAAUCGUACAUUGUAGUGUCCAGCGAGAAAUUCGGCAAAGAUUGGACGAAGUAAAGCGAACGAACGAACAAACGGCGGCAUCCGAGAAGAAGGCUCGAUAGCUAAUUUAUAUAUGUGCCGAUACACGUGCACGUCCCUCCGGCUUGCGCUGCUUCUCGCGCAAGGGUGAUAUGUUAUUGGAGAUGGAGCAGCAUUCGGGCCUGAUAUCCCUAAACAUGUCGCCGUUCCACCUGAGUCCGCAGGGCAGUCCGCAGGCUACCGGGCAGCAACCUCCGCAGCAACAACCGCAGCCGCAUUAUGGCUCGUCGCCUUACGGUAAUUGCGCGCAGAGUUCGCCGUCGCCCAUGUGCCACCAGCAGCCGCAGACUCAGUCGCAACAGCAACAAAUGUCCGCGCAUGGCCAGGCGGCGCAAUCGCAGGGCGGCGGCAUGUCGAACUUUGAAUCCAAUUUCUACGAGGUUGCCGAGGAUAACCGAUGCCCCAUGUGCGGCCAUAAGAAUAUGUCCAAUUAUCAGUACGGCCUGUUUACGUGCGAUAACUGUAAGGGUUUCUUCAAGCGCAACAGUUCGCCGUGUAGCAGCAAAAAGGUCUACGCGUGUCUUUUUUCCCCUACGGGGGGUGGUAAUGGCGGCGGCGGCGGCGGCGGCGGAGGUGGCAGCGGUAACGGUGGCUGCGGCGCGUCCUCGCCGUUUGAGAUUUGCGCCAACAAGAAGGUGUACACGUGUCUGUUCCCGCCAACAGGAGCCGGAAGCGGCAACGGCGCCUGCGGCGGUACGUCCACCGGUCUGGAAGGUAACGGCGGAGGUGGAGGUUACACUGGCAGCAGCGGCAACGGCAGCGGUGCGGCCACUGUCGCCGGUGGUCCAGGCGCGGCUAACGUCGCGAUCAGCGGAGCAGGCGGUGGCGGAGGCAGCGGAGGCGGCAGCGGACCCGGCGUCGCCGCAUCGGGAAGCGGCAACGUCGCCACCGGUGCGGUUCCUACCGGCGGUACCCUAUGCCAUCCUGGACUAGGCCAGGUCGGCGUCGUAACGGGCUCGAUACCGUGUCCGUCCGAGUUUCCGGAUACCAAGGACAUCAUCAUCGAAGAGCUGUGCCCGGUUUGCGGCGAUAAGGUGUCGGGCUAUCAUUACGGUUUACUCACGUGCGAGUCCUGCAAGGGUUUCUUCAAGCGCACCGUCCAAAACAAGAAGGUAUACACCUGCGUUGCCGAGAGAUCCUGCCACAUCGACAAGACGCAGCGGAAACGAUGUCCCUUCUGCCGUUUUCAAAAGUGCCUCGAGGUCGGCAUGAAGCUCGAGGCUGUGCGAGCAGACAGGAUGCGGGGAGGUAGAAACAAAUUCGGACCCAUGUACAAGAGAGAUAGAGCGCGUAAGUUGCAACUUAUACGUCAACGACAAAUGGCCAUUCAGUCGAUACGCGGCAGUCUUGGCGACCCAUCCAGCUAUCCGCCCGCGGUGACGCCGUUGCUGCACAUCAAGCAGGAGAUCCAAAUACCUCAGGUCUCGAGUCUGACCUCGUCACCGGACUCGAGCCCGUCCCCCGCGACCGUGGCCGCUGGCCUGGUCACGACGCAGGCCGGCGGAGCCGGUCAGCACCAGCUGAUCGCGCCGUCCACCCAACCCAACAUCGGCACCAGCAGCGGCGGCGGUGGCGGUGACGGCGGUAGCAAUCACCUGCACAAUCUCAAUCCUGGUCUGGAUAACAAAUCCUGGACCGCCAACUCCACCUCCUCCGGGACGAAGGUCUUCAACUUCGGCGAACAGUCCGCGCAGCCUCACGGCGGCGGGGUGGCGGGCUACGCGCCUAAUCCCGCCGCCGCCGCCGCUCUGAAAACGGUUAGUCCGAUGAUAAGGGACUUCCUGUCAUCGAUCGAUGACCGCGAGUGGCAGACGUCUCUCUUUGGACUCUUACAAAACCAAACGUACAAUCAGUGUGAAGUGGACUUGUUCGAAUUAAUGUGCAAAGUGCUCGAUCAGAAUCUGUUCUCGCAAGUGGAUUGGGCUAGAAAUUCGACGUUCUUCAAGGAUCUCAAGGUUGACGAUCAAAUGAAGCUACUACAACACUCUUGGUCGGAUAUGUUGGUGCUAGACCACCUUCAUCAAAGGUUACACAACAGUCUACCCGACGAGAUGACACUUCAUAAUGGCCAAAAGUUUGAUCUCCUUUGCCUCGGCCUACUCGGAGUUCCUGCCUUGGCCGAUCUCUUCAAAGAUCUAUCCAAGAAACUUCAGGAACUAAAAUUCGACACCUCCGAUUACAUAUGCAUGAAAUUUCUAAUGCUGCUGAAUCAUGAUGUCCGUGGACUAGUAAACAAAAAGCAUGUGCAAGAGGGUCACGAGCAGGUUCAACAGACGCUUAUGGAGUAUACGCUAGCUUGUUACCCAUCUCUACCGGAUAAGUUUAACAAGCUGCUAGCAGUAUUACCGGACAUCCACGAGGUGGCAACUAGAGGAGAAGAGCAUCUUUAUCAGAAGCAUUGCAACGGAAGCGCACCGACGCAAACGCUUCUCAUGGAGAUGCUUCACGCCAAGAGGAAAUGAAACGAUCGGUUUUUCUUGGUAAUUUUUGCCAUCGAAUAUAAUUCGUUGAUAUAUAUAUAUAACGAAAGUCCUGUUAGUGCCCCUAAUCGUGAGACAGAGUGGACCUCAAAGUACCUAUUAAGAGCUAAAAUGCUGCUAAGGUAUCGGACCAAGUUAAGGGGCCCUGGUUCAAGAUAUACCUAUGCAUACAAAUCAAGUAUAGACGUACACAUACUUUACAUAUAUAUAUACACAUAGUAUAUGUAUUAUAAAGUGUAUUUAAAUAUAUAAACACAAUGACAUAUAUUUUCUAUAUUUGAUGUUGAAGUUUUAGAGAUGUAUCCGUGAAGAAUUACCCCUGUUGGCGGGUACAAGAGCAGGGAAACAGUAAGCAAGAUGCCUUGAAAACAGUACAAAGGGUGGUUAAACAAAAAAAAAAAAUAUUGGUCAAAGGGCAGGCAACUUUUGUCUAAAUAAGUAAAGCUAUUUUUCUAAUACUUAGAAGCGAAUUUAUUUUUAAGCAUACCACACACACCACUGAAGCCUUGCUCUCACUCAAACGAAAUAUAUAUCGUACUACUGCUAAAGAGAAUCGAAAUCUCUCCCUCUCUCCAGAUCAAUCGUGCUUCUGCAAGGGAUUCAAUGGGCAUACUUGAAUGACAAUGAACUUGUAUUUGAUAUACAUAUGUGUUUAUCGCACGGCCACCUGGGCAUCCUUAGAAUUUCCUAUAAAAAAAAAAUCUGCAUUUUGUCACACUUGCACACAGCAGGGCUACUAUACUGUAAAUACUAGUUAACACAUUCCAAUUAUGUUGUAAAGUACGGAUCAUGUUAAAUAUGUAAUUAUAAUAUUUUGUGUAUAGUUGAAUAAUGAAAUGAAAUAAAUAUAUUUCUGUUGCUUACUCUUGAGGAAAAAUCAUUAGCUACUUAAUGUCUUCACUAAUUUUAGAAUCUUAUUCAUGUAUCUUCUUUAUUACUUUUCAAAUAGGUGGCGGAAAGGAAUAACUACAAAUUGCGAUAUUUUACUACUGUAUGUUGUACCAUAAUAAAGAUUCUGUUUUAAGAAAUAAAA